AUGGCUCCGUCGUGUUUCGAGGUGAUCCUCGUCGGCUUUAUCCUCGUGCUGCCGUUUCUCUACGAGACCAGCCGCACCUUCCGCUAUUACUUCAAGUUCCUCAUUUAUUAUGGCGUCGUGAUGAUGACCGCAGUCGUGCUCAUGCCCAUCCUCUCGUUCCGGCCUGGCAAUGUCAAGAACUUCCUAGUGGCAUCGUGGUCGUGUCAAUACAUUAGUACUCUGCUAGGACUGCGAUGGGAGCUGCGAGGAAGGGAGCACUUGGAGAAGAAUAGGGCUUGUAUAAUUGUGGCAAAUCACCAGAGCUCAUUAGACAUAUUAGGAAUGUUUGAUCUUUGGCUGGUGAUGGACAAAUGCACUGCCGUUGCCAAAAAAGAAAUUUUCUAUGCAUGGCCGGUCGGCCUGGCCGCAUGGUUGUGCGGUCUGAUUUUCAUCGAUAGAAUGAACUCCGAGAAAGCGCGAUCCGCCCUCAAUACCGCCACGAAGGAAAUCAAGGAUAAGAAGAUUAAGCUGUGGAUAUUUCCCGAAGGAACUAGACGUAACACUGGUGAGAUACACCCGUUCAAGAAGGGUGCCUUUCAUGUCGCGAUCAGAUCACAGUUACCCAUACUACCAGUCGUAUUCUCUUCUUAUUAUUUCUUAUCCGCGAAAGAGAAGAGAUUUGAUUCCGGACACAUCCUCGUGACGACAUUACCACCCAUUUCAACUGAGGGACUCAGUACGGACGACGUAGAAGAAUUAAUGGAAAAGACACGAAGCACCAUGAGUGAAGUAUUUCACGCGACAAGUCGUGAAAUUCAACAAUCCCUUCCUGUUCGGUAAGAAUACAUCGAAUGAUCAUUAUUAGGUUGUAAUGGGCUCAUCUUAUAAAAAAAUGAGCAAAUGUAUGCUCACUUCUUUACAAACGUGGGGGAAAAAUUUUUUUACGAAACAUAACAUAGGUCGAGACAAGAUCUUAGAAACUAUUAAUUUUUCGUAGAUAUUCGUAGUGGGAUGCAGAGUGGCAUUGUUUGAGAACGGAGGGUUUUUUGUUUUUCAAACAAACAAUGCCACUCUGCGUCCCACUAUGAAUAUAUACGAAAAACUAAGAAUUUCUAAGAUCUUAUGUCAAUCUUAUAUCAAUCUAUGUAGUAAAAAUUUUUUCGUAAAAAUUUUUCCGCCGAGGAGAAUAUUAGUAAUAUUAUAAUUAAAUAAGUCUCCACGCGGGAAUCAAAAACUUAGCGUCCGAAUAACGUUUUCUUAUUGUGUUAUUGGUAUAUAAUAGUAUUAUAGUAUCCUAAUUUAUAUUUUAAUU
Trachymyrmex septentrionalis is the source of this 1291-nucleotide messenger RNA. RefSeq names its product 1-acyl-sn-glycerol-3-phosphate acyltransferase alpha (gene Agpat1). The record is from RefSeq and is a predicted model, not a curated record. NCBI's taxonomy places the organism in Eukaryota, Metazoa, Arthropoda, Insecta, Hymenoptera, Formicidae. Gene Ontology annotation, biological process: phosphatidic acid biosynthetic process. Gene Ontology annotation, cellular component: endoplasmic reticulum; membrane. Bases 1 to 819 code for a protein of 272 amino acids. Gene Ontology annotation, molecular function: 1-acylglycerol-3-phosphate O-acyltransferase activity. The transcript is spliced from 4 exons.